Messenger RNA from Ictalurus punctatus (channel catfish), 2775 nucleotides. Its product is annotated as hereditary hemochromatosis protein homolog. NCBI's taxonomy places the organism in Eukaryota, Metazoa, Chordata, Actinopteri, Siluriformes, Ictaluridae. Gene Ontology annotation, cellular component: external side of plasma membrane. The record is from RefSeq and is a predicted model, not a curated record. The coding region runs from base 138 to 863 and encodes 241 amino acids. The transcript has 4 exons. Gene Ontology annotation, biological process: immune response.
GAGCGUCACUGUGAAUGAUGUGACCCUAUUUUACUAUAACAGCAACAUGAAGUCGACAGCUCCAUGUCCCGAAUGGCUCAACACUACAGCUGGUCAGCAACUCUGGAAAGAGGCCAGUUUUUUUAUCACACCACAACAUGGCAAAUAUGGAUUUAGCACUCCAAACAGCUAUAUCACAGUUCAACCUCACAGGUUCACAUGCGGACAUUAACGUUUACCAAGCCUACAGUCGCUGUGACCUCUAUCCAGAUGGCACCACCAAGUCAUCGUUAAUCCAUGCCUUCAAUGGGAAGGACUUCUUAAGUUUAGAUAUUGACAGUAAGACGUUCAUCGCUUCUGUUCCUCAAGCGCUCAUAUAUAAAAGUAUUAGGGACAAGGAUAUAAUCUGGCUUGAAAUCGUGGUGUCUUACUACAAAAAGACCUGUUUUGACCGCCUUAGGAUGUUGUUAGAGCUUGCUCCUGGUGUCAGAAAUAAGAAAGCUCCAAAGGUCAGGCUUUUCGAGAGGCAGGGCGCUGGUUUCACGCUCCUCACGUGUCAUGUGACUGGGUUUUACCCCAGAGCAGUGCAGGUGAAGUGGAUUGGGGCAGAUUUACAGCUGGUGGAUGACGAGAUGAAUGAUGUGCUGCCUAAUGGUGAUGGCACGUUUCAGACCAGAAGCAGUGUGAUCAGACCUGAGGAGAACACAGGAGAUCAGCGCUACAGCUGUGUAGUGCAUCACAGCAGCCUAGAGGGAAAUAUUACAGUCACCUGGGAAGCACUGAAAUCAGCGGAGAGCUGGACCCAGGCAUCUUCUUUCUAUUUAAUUGUCAUGUUAUCUGUCCUUUUGUCUUCGAUUUUUGUUCCAUAUUGCUCCAUUAAUUGAUUUAAUAAAUGUCUCAUGGCUUGUAAAAUCUGAGCUUCUAACACACUGCGCCAUUUUCUCAGUGUCUCUGUUAUGUGAUUGAGCGGUCAAUAACGGCAGUUGUUUUUGCUUCAUUCACAUUAUAAAGUUCACGAGCCCUUUGUAGUCACUCAAGAAAGAAAGAGUUACAAUUGUUGCUGUUUAGUUACACUGGAGAAUUCAGAUAUUGCCAUGUUUAUGAAACGCGCAUGCGCUGUCGCAGUGUGGUCAAAGGUGGAGAACAUGAAUCGUAGAUGGAGGUUUUAAUCACAGGUUAGAGUUCUAAUCCCUGAUUUGUUCAUCUGUGUUUAAAGUGAAGUGGUGCAGCACAACUCGAUUUAAAAUAAAGUCCAGAUCAAGAAAUCCUAGACUGGCUCUAAACUGUGUUUAAAUUAAAUCCUUAUUGGUGCAACACACCCUUAGGUGCCACAUCUUUCCAAAAUAGAAAGUUAUAGAUUUUUUUUUUUUUUUUAAAGUCUGCACAAAAGCAGCACUUACCACAACGCGACUGCUGUAGAUGUAAGAACAAGACUAAAGUAUGAAUAAUCAUUGCUUUGCUCAUGUUUAGGCGAUGUCUCAUAGUUUAAGUAGCCUAGAGAAAGUUGAUCUGCAGGAGAGUUUCUCUAAAAAGAAAAUUACCUGCGCGCUUCCGCGUUCUGAUGAUCUUUUCACUGUAUGUAAAAUCACCUGAGCUAAAUUGAAUAUUAACGACGAGAACUUCAUGAAAAACACGACGCAUAAAGGCUUUCUAUACUAUUUGUGUUUUUAAAACCACAACUUCUAGAUAUUUCUCAAUGCAGAGGAAAUGAUGCAUACCCAUGCAGUUUUCUCUUGGACUGGUUGCUGCUGUUACUCGUGUUUUGAAAGAGUUAUUAAUGGUGUGAAUUUCUCUCAAUGCACUCCAUUACAACCCUCCAUUAUCUAAAUGUAUUAUAUGCACUAUUUAGUUCUGAUAGUUAGUCUGUUUGACUGGUCACUUAAAUGGAAUGGGCUUAAUUCAAACCUCAAUCACUCAAAAACAAACAGGCUUAUAAAUAAUGACAACUUAAACCUCAUGGCAAUUGACAUUUUAAAAAUAUCUUCUGUAAGUGGAAAGUUCAGGAAUAAAAAGUUCUAUUGCUCCAAAAAAAAAAAAAUAAACAAACAAAACAAAAAAACAGAAUAUUAUUGUACUUUAAUAUUUAAAUAGUUGGAAUAUGUUCAUAAAGUAAAUCUGUAGGCUACUAAGCAGUUCUGUGUAAUUAAUUUGAUAGUUAAAGCGGUCCCUGGCUGCAAAACGUUUGAGAGCCCGUGUGUCAGAAUAUCUAUUUAAAUAAAUGUAAGAACGAGGUUUUACAUACUGCAUGGCAAUCAUAACUGCAUUAAUGUGAGUCGGACCCUUGUCCAGUUUCAGUCACGUAGAGAAGAGUCAGACACAUGUCUUACACUCACUACAACUUCUUACUCUACAUCUCUGUUAGAUGAUCGUCAACAUUUAUCUAGGGGACACAUGUCUGUGAGUGAGGUAAGGCUUUAUUUAGUUUAUUGAAGACGUGUAGAAUAGAAACACAUUGAGAACAAGUGGAAAAUACAAAUACGUUAACGCAAUACAUUCUUAAUGGCCUUAAAAUAUCAUCCAUAUGAAGAGAACGACAGAACGAGGAUGUAGCUAAAGAGUUUGAAUCACUGAUUAAAUAUGACAUAUUACCACAGAUGUUGUUUAUAAUCAAAAGCUCUUUAUUGAAAUGGGUAUGACUGAUGAUAAGAAAUAAAACGGAGUACUGAUUUUUGUAGUUCUACUUACAUUGUGCAUCAUCUGCAACACAAACUCCAGACCUGAUGUUAGUGUGAGUUACAUGCUUUAGUGUACUAUGCUGUGUACUCAGUUCUGUGAUGUACUCUGAGGUCAAAAAGG